AUGACGGUUAAAGUGCUUAAUAUACUAUUAGGCAUAGCCUUGCUUGCUUUACGGGCACAUGCGUUUAUUCAUCCCAUUGAGGUUAGAGGCAAACACUUUGUGGAUUCGUUUACGCAAGAACCUUUUUUCAUUAAAGGUAUGGACUACCAACCUGGCGGGUCCAGUAAAGUCAAUGGAGAACAGGAUCCAUUAUCUGAUCCAAAGAAAUGUGCGAGAGAUAUUUUGUUAUUUCAAGAGGCAGGAAUUAAUACUAUUCGGAUAUAUUCUAUUAAUCCAGAUUUAAAUCACGACGUCUGUAUGACGAUGUUAGCUGCAGCUGGUAUCUAUUUGAUUUUGGAUGUUAAUUCUCCAUUGCAGAACCAACAUUUAAAUAGAUAUGAACCAUGGUCUAGUUAUAGUGAGUCAUAUUUGGACCAUGUUUUUAAAGUCAUCGAACAAUUUGGUCACUACAACAACACAUUAGGCUUUUUUGCAGGUAAUGAGGUAGUAAAUGAUAGAAGAUCGGCGCAGCAUUCACCUCCAUAUUUGAAAGCUUUGGUUAGUGAUAUGAAGAAAUAUAUUUAUAGGCAUUCUCCAAGACGUAUUCCAGUUGGUUACUCUGCAGUGGAUGAUUUGAAAUACCGAGUACCGUUGUCUAGAUAUUUAGAGUGCUACGACGCAAAUAAUAGCUUUAAUGAUGUGGACUUUUAUGGCGUCAAUUCUUAUCAGUGGUGCGGUCGUCAAACUUUUGAAACUUCUGGAUAUGACCAGUUAGUAGAAGCCUAUAGAAAUUACACCAAACCGGUCUUCUUCUCAGAAUUUGGUUGUAAUGAGGUUGUUCCAAGACAAUUCGAGGAAGUUGAAGCUCUAUUUUCCAAAGAGAUGUUUGCUGUAUUUAGUGGUGGAUUAGUUUAUGAAUUUAAUCAAGAGACGAAUAACUAUGGUCUAGUUGAUACUGAUGCUAGUGGUAAUGCCCACCUUUUACCUGAUUUUCAUACAUUAAAAAAGAUGUAUGGAAAAGUCAAAUUACCUACCGCAGAAGAAGUCGAGCAAGAAGUACAGAAGGAUAGGACAAUUGCUCAGGCAGCCACUAGUAAAGUUAAAUGUGCAUCUAAGUAUGACAAUCUAGAAAUCAGUAAUAUUGUAUUACCAAAAUUAGCGAAUAACAUGAUAAAAAAUGGUGUGAAGGCUAAUAAUGGGAAAUAUGUUGAUUUAGAAGACGAUCAAUUGAAAUCUACGUUUAAGAUCUAUGACGUGAAUAAGAAGGAAAUUUUGAAAAAUAGAAGAGUAGAAGUAGUAGAAACAUUUGGAGAAUCGGACUUAUCGAAUAUCGCGCGCAUGCACCGUUCUAGAUAUAGAAGCAACGCAUCUAAUUCUAACCCAGUAUCUGUCCUUGCCUUAGUUGCUAUUGGUGUUAUUGAACUCCUUUUCCAAUUUUCAGUCAUAUAG
Eremothecium cymbalariae DBVPG#7215 is the source of this 1428-nucleotide messenger RNA. It is a transcript of the gene GAS4, whose product is annotated as 1,3-beta-glucanosyltransferase. The record is from RefSeq and is a predicted model, not a curated record. Gene Ontology annotation, molecular function: 1,3-beta-glucanosyltransferase activity. Gene Ontology annotation, cellular component: cytoplasm; fungal-type cell wall. The transcript has a single exon. Bases 1 to 1428 code for a protein of 475 amino acids. Gene Ontology annotation, biological process: fungal-type cell wall (1->3)-beta-D-glucan biosynthetic process. Lineage: Eukaryota; Fungi; Ascomycota; Saccharomycetes; Saccharomycetales; Saccharomycetaceae.